Messenger RNA from Brienomyrus brachyistius, 2770 nucleotides. Its product is annotated as zinc finger protein 16-like. The coding region runs from base 419 to 2017 and encodes 532 amino acids. Lineage: Eukaryota; Metazoa; Chordata; Actinopteri; Osteoglossiformes; Mormyridae. Gene Ontology annotation, molecular function: DNA-binding transcription factor activity, RNA polymerase II-specific; RNA polymerase II cis-regulatory region sequence-specific DNA binding. The record is from RefSeq and is a predicted model, not a curated record. The transcript is spliced from 4 exons. Gene Ontology annotation, biological process: regulation of DNA-templated transcription. Gene Ontology annotation, cellular component: nucleus.
CUGUAACGGGAGCUGUCGGAGCUGUUUGUCGUUACACCGCCGGGGCUGUAGGAGGCGCACUGGUUGACAGAAGCUCGUCUGCCGACCAUAGGCGUUUCGGCCAGUCGCCGGGUGUCUCUAAGCGGGGGAAAAGCUGAUUAAAUACCGUAUAUUUGCGGGUGUGUGGGAGCUGUGUCCUGGCAUUUGGUCUUGUCAUGUGGAUGCUGCUCGGUAAAUACUUUCAUUUGGCUCUGAGCCCACUGGAAGGAGGUCAUCGCACUCUCCAUCCGCUUGUCUGAGGGCAGCCCUUCACUUCCCAUCUGAUUGUAAUAAACUGGCUGCGAGAGAGAGACACUGUGGACCGGUUCAUACAGCAUUGUAAAGCAGGACCUUACUCAGGCCUCAGGGAGCCAGUGGACUGUAUUUUCUUAGGAGCUGAAUGAAACUGAGCAGGAUGGAUGCAGUUCUGGCAUUUCAGUCCCAGCUCUGUGGGGUGAUGGAGACUGUGCUGAAAGCGGCCGUGUGCGAGAUCACCAGGCUGGUGGAGGACAGCUUCCUGGCAGAAGUGGCACAGAGCCGCCAGGAAGCGGAGACUCUGCGGCAGAGGCUGAGGUGGUGUGAGAGCAAACGCAGGGAGCGGGCGGCGGACGGGAAGACGCGGUGUGUGGAAUGUGGCAGGGCUGGAGGAGGCGGAGCCCCGGCAGAGUACAGGCCAGCUGUAGCUGUCCAUGUUUGUAUUGCAGGAGCUGAAGAGGCCAGCCUUCUUCAUGCUGACAUGAGGCUCCAUGUUGAGGACUCGAGUUCCAGUGAGAGGAUGAACACACACACACCAUCUGGCAGCGUGACAGAUCAGCAGAGGGGCAAGCAGUAUGCGGGAGAGAGUGGGGAGCAGGAUGACGCACAGGCAGGCCAUGAGGGCGUCAGCAUGAGGCUUGGCCAGCCGGGGGCGCUGCACUGUGCUGGGGCAUCACAUGAUCUGGACUCCAAGGAUGUCUCCUGGACUUCUUUUAAGCUAGGAGACAGCGACUCGGAUGCUGAUGGACUAGAGUCGUCUCAUGCAGAGAGUCCAGGAGAUCAUACCAAAGAGCCUUGGUCAGCUCCUUCAGAAGGUUCCAGUAAGAUGGGGUCCUCACAACGCCGCGUAAGUGUGAAAGCAGAGACAGAGCUGUCCAGCAUAGUGCCUGUUAAAGAAGAAGUAGACAUGGCGCCUCUAUGGAGGGAUCAGAUCCAGUCAGAGGUAACACACAGGCAGAUCAGGCCGCUGUGUCACAGGGCAGACAUUCAGAUAGACAGGGUUAUUAGCCUGGCUUCUUCACAAAAUGUGAUAAAAUCUCAAAAGUUAGACACAAAUUUGGCAGCCAGGCAGCAUGGACAAAGAACAGCAAAUACACAGUCAGGAGUUAGCAGUGCUGAAAAUACUAACGGUUCAAAUUCUGAACUAUUAGCGAAAGAUGGUGGCUGCACAAGCGCUCCAAGCUUCAGGGCAUCAAGAAGCAUUAUUAGCGCGCCGUCUGUUUGCUGGAGGGAGAAGCCAUUUGUCUGCAGACAGUGUGGGAAGACUUUUACUCGGCUCAAAAACCUGCAGGCUCACGUGAAGCAGCACAGUGGCGUGAGGCCGCACAGCUGCACGCACUGUGGGCGGAGCUUCCUGUAUCUGAGCCGGCUUAAGGUCCACCUGCGUAGCCACACUGGGGAGAGACCGUUUCCCUGCUCGCAGUGUGGGAAGAGCUUCCUUUCUUCUUAUGAUCUGAAAGUACACCAGCGCAACCAUACGGGAGAGAAACCGUAUAGCUGUGCGCAGUGCGGGAAAGGCUUCACGCGGCUGAGCAUCCUUAAGGAACAUCGCAGCAUUCACACCAAGGAGAGAUUCAGCUGCACACAGUGUGGGAAGAGAUUCACUCGCUUAAGCAACAUGAAGACCCACCUAAGGCAUCACAGUACGAGGAAUCCGUACAGUUGCACGCAGUGUGGGAAAACAUUCCUUUUUUUCUGUCGUCUUCAGAAACACCAGAAAAAAAUACAUGGCCAGCAACAGUGAGUGGUUUCUUUGUGCAUAUUUACGAAAAGACUUUUUCCUCUGCAUCUGGAAAAAUUGAUCCGGAUUAACUUUGGAGCCCAGUUAUUCAUCAAAAUGAUGACAGAAUGUGUGAUUGUCUUGUUGGCUCCUGUCGUCAUGGAAACAAGCUCACUGGGUCUUUUGAACUGUACCAAGUUCACUAGCAUUUCAAUGUUCUGAAGGCCCUGGAUGGGAACUAGGUUUGCACGUGCAAGUCAUUUAAACGUGGGUCUCGUUUUUAUAUGCCGAGGCAGAGGUGCGUUCGCUGUCCGAUGUAACUUAGAAAUCUUGCAUCUUUACUGUGUCGCUACUCAGCCACAGUCUGGAGGAAGGUCCGUGAGCUUUAACAGCACAAACACUGCAGCACCAGCUUGGUGUCUGAACAGCUUUGCUGGUAUUUGAAAGCCUUUGACAGCAUAGGUGUCUCUAGGCCCCAUUUGGGGGGGGGGGCUUUUGGCCACCGGAAAAAAUAUUUUUAGAAAACCAUUUAGCGAUUUGUCCCACAUUUUCCCCUACGUUUUGUACCACCGACUCAGCAAUCUUUAUCGUGGAAUGCCCUCCUCUCGCAGCAGGUCUAAUUGUCUAAUUUCACCCCUUAAGGGUGAAAUCCUAGAAUUGCCCCCGUUUGAAAGUCUGCCUGUCUGUUUGUCUUAUUUAAUUUAUGUAAUCAACAUGUUAACUUCCAUCCAAUGCAUUUGAUCAUAAAAUAAAAAAAUACAAUACGCAAAGUCUCCA